Messenger RNA from Antechinus flavipes (yellow-footed antechinus), 5998 nucleotides. RefSeq names its product centromere protein I (gene CENPI). The record is from RefSeq and is a predicted model, not a curated record. NCBI's taxonomy places the organism in Eukaryota, Metazoa, Chordata, Mammalia, Dasyuromorphia, Dasyuridae. Gene Ontology annotation, cellular component: kinetochore. The transcript is spliced from 21 exons. Bases 21 to 2336 code for a protein of 771 amino acids.
UCAGCCAGAUAAUACAGUAGAUGGAGGACCGGGACAGAAGCCAGAAAGACUCCUCUUCGUCAUCGUCUUCAUCUUCAACUUCUGUGAUAAUGUCUGCUCGGGAGACUAAUUUAUCACCAGUUAUUCCUGUUAUAAAAAACACUUCCUUGGUAUGGAAAAUGAGACGCAGUGACAGUGACUUAGAGCCCUUAAUCCUGAGCAGUGACGACGAAUCGGAAAAUGAUGACUAUGAAGAGGGAUAUCUUCUUCAUCAAGCGUUUGAGUACUUCCAAAAUGUACACAAAAAAGGAGAAGUCAUGGAGAAACACCUGCAGAAUGUGGAAGAUAUCGCUUGGAAGUCUGGGUUAGCACCCGAAAACAUUGACCUGCUGUUAGAUGUGGCACUAAAUGGCCCGUUUGCUGAAGCGGUAAAAGCUCGGAUGUUGAAGUGCCUCAUUCCAACAACUAUCAUACAUGAAAGUGCUGUGGUUAAAGCUUUCUCCAGGCUUUGUGCUACCAAUUGUUCUAAUAACACAAAGGUUGUCUUUAUUCGAUGGUUGAUCGCAAUGUUUGACUUCAUUGAUCGUAAGGAAGAAAUAAAUGCUCUCUAUGGCUUCAUUUUUUCCUUUCUGCAAGAGGAAAGUAUGGGUUCUUACGUCAGUAACUUAUUGUAUCUGCUGACCAGGAAGGAGAACGUCAAACCCUUUCGUGUGAGGAAAUUGCUUGAACUCCAGUCCAGGGUGGGGAUGCAGCCUUAUCUCCAGGCCCUGUUGUCCUUGUAUAAAUCCUAUUGUCCCAACUUGAUUACCAUUACUUUGCCUCCGAGAAGGAAGUUUUACUAUAAGUCCUCAGAUAAUAUCUGGCAGGCAGCCGUCUUUAUUGUGAAGCAAAGACAUCAGUCAUCCCCAUUAUCGUCUGUGAAACCAAGUAUUGACAUUGCUGAUCACCAGCCUCGAGGAAAGAAAUGGAAUUCUGGCUGCUUUAUACCAAAGCCCACCAGCAAUCCCCUCUUUGAUGAAGAGCAGGAUGAGAAAGCCUGCCUGGGAAUGAUGCACAAUGCUCGGAAUUUCAUUCCCAUAGAGCAGCUCCACACGUUCUCACAGCUCUUGGAGAACAUUCACUACAUACAGCUUCCAUCCCAGAUGUGCUCGGUGCUCAGAAGCACUCCGCUGUUACACUAUCUGAACUGCCUCCAAGAUGAGACCGUCUGGGUGCGGCUUUAUUACUGGAUGAUUCAAGAGUUAAAAGAAGGAUGUGCUUGGUACAAAGUCAGUCAUUGCACAUCUGAAGAAGAGUUCAAGAACUUUCUAGACAUUAUCAUCAGCGCACAGUGUUUCUUACAGGAGGGCUUUCCUUCCAGCGAAACGUUCCUGUAUAAGAGCCUUCCUUUGUGGGAUGGCAUCUCUUGCCGAGCAGAAUACCUGCAGCUUCUCAGUUGGAUUCCCCUGGGGAAAUUCUCUGAAAUCAAGCCACUUCUCUAUAAAUCCUUGGCUCCCAUCUUCUUUACAUCAUCCCGUUAUCAUAAGUGCAGUGUUCUUUAUAGCCUGAAAAAACUGAUGCAGAAUUGGCUGUUAUGGCAUACUUCAGAGGUCAACAAGAAUCCCCGCCACAGCACUUGUCUGGACAUUACCAUUAUUGCACUGAACUCUGUGUCUGAGCUGAUCUACUACGUGGGAUGGCUGUCCACGAUUGCCCUGCGCUUGGAGGAUUACGAUAGUUUCUUGUUACACUUUAUUUUGGAUUUCUUUGAGACAGUAUCUGACAUGUAUCUCAAUUACGGUCUUCCAUUAGUGGUGAUGUUUCCGCCUGGGGUCUUCUAUCCAGCACUAAUCACCUCAGAUACCAUCACCCUCAACCAUCUCUGUUAUAUCAUGUACAGGUAUCGUGUCAACUUGACUGCUGCCAAGGAAAAUGAAUUGCUGCGCCAGGAAGAGAAGGAAAGGCUGAAGUUCAACAAAGCAUACCAAGAGUUUAAUGAUUAUGUGACCUCCUUGGUGGACUGCCUGUGGACAUCCACAUCCUUGGACAGAGGCCACUAUCUUUACAUAGAUCCUGAGAUCCUAGAAAAAACGAAAAUAAAGGAUAUUAAGAAGAGUUUAAAUCUAAUUAAUCAUCCAGCCUUACAGGCCUAUUCCGUCUACUUUCUGCUUCAGGGAUGGCCAUCAGAAAGUGAAUUUUCUUUGAAUUUCAUUCAGAAAAAGAAAUGGAACUGGUAUUUGGACUAUCUCCUUUUGGAGAAUCUGCACGGCCUUCACCUUUUCAUGCAGAGCAGCCUCAAUGUUGCUGACAAUCCCCCAGCAGCCAGCACCCAGCCUGCCGAUCAGCUGUCAAACACUAGCAUUUCGCAGUCAUUUUGAGCUUAGGACAAGUGAAGCUUACCGCAUAGCCAUCCUUGAUGGCAAAACAUUGCCACGCCUCAACUCGAUUUUCUCUUAUGGGAUUUCGAACAGAUUACCGUGACAAGAAUAGGAAAGGAGUGCUUAAGAGAGUCUUCAGUGACCGAGAAAGGAUUUGGGAUAGAUGACUUAUUUUUUUUUAAUCAAGAGUUUAUUUCUUUACUUCCUUAAUGAAAAUAUUUUAAUGACUAGUAGGCAUUUAAUUCUUCCCCUCCCCCCAGUCUCUGUCUCUCUUUCCCUCUGUCUCUGUUCCCAUCCCCACCCCCACCCCCACUAAUCGCUCCCAUUUGCUUCCCUCCAGACUGUGUAGAGUGAGGUUUCUGUUAUGUGGUGGAUGUUUAAAGAUGUUUUUGUGUAAUGAAUUAUGUCUAAGUUGCAUUUCUGAAGGAGAGCUUAGUACAGAUAAUGGGAAGCAUCAUUGAAUCGGCUAACAUUGAACACGUAACUCAGCACGGUGAGACAUGGCUGAGAAUGAGCCCCGUCCCUGAUUCAGCACGCUGCUGAAUACAAGAGGCAGUGGUGGUGGUGGCGGCAGCUGCCUGGACCCUCCAUAGAGCAGGGAGGAGGCCAUGUGGAUAAUCCGAUCAAGAUUAUCUAUCAGGAACUUUCUACUUAAAGCUGUCUGACUUCUUAGAAGUCUCAGAGAACCAGCAUACUGGGCACAGUGCCAGGAUUUAAGUGCAGAGGAAGUUAGACUAACCAUUUACUUUUCAGACCGAUUCUCUUGAAGGUUUUCCUUUUUUUCACACUGAUCUGUUCAAAACAGCUUCAGUAUUAUACAGAAAGUUCAUGUUCAUCAGAUUUUGCUGAGUAGUGUUCCCCUUUUACUACCAUUCAAAUCUUAGGGGGAAAACUUGUUGAGUUUGUUUUUGUGCCUUUGUGGGUACAUGGUCUCUUGGUAUCUUAAAAAAAGGAAACAAAGUUGUCCUAGUCAUUUUCAAAGAUUGUGUGUUUACAUGAGAAGUGUGAUAGCCCUAUCUCCAAUUCAGAAUCUUUCUCACUUGUUUUUUUAACUAAACUUUUUAAACUUUUUCAGAGCCCGAUGCCUCUCUCCCCAAGAUCUCCAUGCCAGUCCCUCAUUUGUAAGGAGGGAUUUGAUGAUCCCUCAAAUGGGAACAACUUCCGAUUUGGGCCAUACGACAUUUAUCAGUGGUUGAUUUCAGUGCAGAUUACUUUCAAGCUUGGCCAUUAAAGAAACCUUUCCUUCUCCAAAAUGAAUACUCGAGGACUUUCCUCCUGAGGGUCAGCGUUGUGCUGACUGGACCAUUCUCUGGGCACCGAGUUCUCCACCCACAGUCCCCUUGACCAGAGGCAGAUUUGGACAGCUUAUGUAAAAGUCUGACGUCUUGAUAUAAUGGACUAGGCUGUGCAUGAUGAGCCAGAUCUGGCCGCUUGAAAAUGCUCUUAUUGAAAAACUUACUGUCAAAGAAAGCAGACUUCGAUUUAGUGACGUGUGUGGAAUUGGCUAGACCAAGAUUGAGGUAGUGCUUAGUAGAGUGGCGUGUCCCUCACUUCUCACACUAGCAAAUAAUACAGCAGGAACAUCACCAAAAGUGGUCCUCACACCUCAGGACUAGAAGUUGGCUUCUGAAUGUUUUCGCUCUACUGCGCCGUGAAGAACAAAAGCUAGACAGUGCAGUUAGAUGCCUGCCACCUUUUCAGAGUGCUUGAAGAAAUGCUUUUAGAACUGUGCCAAGGGAAUAGAGCUCAAAAUUUGAUGAAAUGACAACAACUGACAAGAUAAAGAACAAUAGAAAGAGGAAGCACUACGUACCAUCUCAAAAAAAAAUAGCAAAAGGCAAGCUCUGAUCUCUGCAAAAAGCCACAUUUUGCUUCUAUACAGAACAAGAAUUUUCUCCCAGCUUAACGAUUUCCAAACCUUGACAGGCUUGUGGGCACCAUGGCAAAAACAACGUCGCCCUUGGUAAAAUGUGGAGAUACCCACGUGAUAAAGUAAUCGUCCAGCGGUGAGAGCGAAGCUGAAGCAGAGGUGUUCAAAGGGCCAGCUAGGGCAGCCCAGAAAGUGGUUGAGGAAAAACAAUGAAGAUGAAGAUAACGGCAAGUAAAACUACUAUGUGGUCUAUCCACUUAGAGACAGGAGGGGUCACACCACAAGUGGAGCACUUCCUCUUUAAGAGAAGUGUCCAGAUGCCUUCAUUGUUAACCAUAAAUUGGAUUGUUGAUCACACAUGGCAUUUAGAAGUAUUCUCAAAAUUAUAACCAGAUUUUUUUUAUAGCUUUUUAUAUAUAAAACAUAUGCAUGGGCAAUUUUUCAACAUUGACCCUUGCAAAAAUUUUGUUUCAACUUUUCCCCUCCUUCCCUCCAUCCCCUCCCCUAGAUAGCAGGUAGUCCCAUACCUGUUGAAUAUGUAUAACCGAUUCUUAAGAAAGAAUCUGGAAACUGCCUUAUUUCCAAACCUUUUUAAAGUGAAAAGAUAGCAAGUUUUUACUUUGUGCACUUUGUUUUUUUAGCAUAAACAACAUUUUAUCAUAUUUGGGAAACUUGUAAAAUUGUAUAAACUCUUUGGUUCAUGGCUAGAAAUCCUGGGUAUUCAUUUUUAUAGACUCAAUACUCAGAUGGAUCGGUGAUUGCAUCAUUUGGGGCAUGCUCUUGACUGAUGCAGGUGGAGGACCAUCCAGGGUGAUUCUUGUCCAUUUCUUCCCCAGACGUGCCACGUGAGAGCUGCCUAGUGUUGGAGGCCUGCCUCCCUUCCUUUUGGCAUCGAAUGGGUGGGUAUCAGUGGAGUUCUCUGUUUUAGCCAUCGAUUUCAUACAGAUCUUUAGUUUGUGUAAAACAGAUUCCUAUGGUGUAUGGCUCACUGGGCUGAGAAUCAAAAAGACAUCUUCCUGAGUUCAAAUUCAGCUUCCGAGACUUCCUAGCUGUGUGACCCUGCCUGGACAAGUCACUUAACUCUGCCUCAGUUUCCUCACCAUAAAACGAACUAGAGAAGGGAAUGGCAAACCACUCCAAGGUCUUUGCCUAGAACGCCCCAAAAGGAAUCCCGAAGAGUCAGACGUGACUGAAAUCUCUCACCAUGCUUAGAGCAUGUAAAAUGUUACUGUGAUGAAGCCACAGGGAACGCUGUCUCUUUGAGGUAUGAUUUGGACUAGAUCGACCCUGAGGGGUUUUCCAGCUGUGACAUUCUGUCAGUCUAUGAUUUUCAUGGGCUGCACAAUCCAAAGCACACAUUAUAAAGGGAGAUGUUUUGAGAAAGCAAUGGGCAAUCAUUUGGCUUCGAAUUGACUUUGCGAAUAUAAUGAAAAUUGCAUUUCCCUGCUGUUCUUAGGGUUGAAAAGGAGGUCAGCCAGCAGAAAUACAGAUCUUGAAAGUUUGUGGUAAUUUUUCAAUUGACAUUUCCCAUACUGGCCAACCUGAGAGCCAUUGCAGCAUGGAAAGCUUCAACAGUUUUCUGUGUGGUAUUCAUUCAAAUGUGUAUAUUUUCGAAAAUCAUGAGACGUUUUUGUAUAUUAACCUAAUGUGAAAAGUUAAUUUUCUAAUUUUUUUUUAUUUUCUGUGUGUAAAAUUGUGUGGGAAGUAGCAUGGCGGAGUUUGUUACAAAAUUUAUAUAUAAAUGUUAUAUAUAAAUAUAAAUACAAAUAUAUAAAUUUGUAAACUUAGAGAA